This is a messenger RNA of Schizophyllum commune H4-8, 1353 nucleotides long. RefSeq lists its product as uncharacterized. The transcript has 8 exons. Bases 1 to 1353 code for a protein of 450 amino acids. Lineage: Eukaryota; Fungi; Basidiomycota; Agaricomycetes; Agaricales; Schizophyllaceae. The record is from RefSeq and is a predicted model, not a curated record.
AUGUCGACCAACUACGGCCAAGUGUAUCGGCCUCUGGGCAGCGAAGACUUGCAUGAAGUCAAAUACAUUGCAGUCCAGGUGGCUGUCAACCUUCUUCUUUAUGGUGAGUAUGGGAUAUUCCUCGACCCUUCAGUUAUCCCACGUUGGCGCUAUAGGCGUCGACACGGACGAUCGCGCUUCACGCUGGUGGCCAUAAUCGGGUUGCUCCUAUGCUCUACGAUAUACGCCGUCGCCAAUACGGUAUAUUUCCUAGUUCAGUUUCCGGUAGUCGUUGGCACAUCUGAGCGCUCCAUCGAUGUGUUGCUGUAUCGUUUGGACGUCCUGCUCUGUGUAUCCGUAGAUUUCAGCUAUGCUCUAAGCGACGCUGUGCUCGUAUGGCGAGCCUGGUGCUUAUGGCCGGAUUGGUUUCUUGCCAAAUGUAUAUUAUCACUGUGCCUGUGUGGAACCGUAGCUGGGGGCAUUGUGGAGUCGACAUGGACUUAUUGGCCGUCUCUGUAUUAUACAGGCAUCAGGGAGAGCAUCGGCCAGUACCUGACCUGGUUUAUCCCGCUUCUGACGACCAAUAUCGUCGCGACGGUCCUCAUUGGCAAAAAGUUCUUACAUCACCACCGAGAGAUACAGGGCUCGCUUGGCUUCUUUAAGCGGAAGUCGCAAGCGGAGGCGGUCCUAAUGCUGCUCCUCGAAUCAGGCCUUGCAUACAUCCUUUUCUUGGCUGUCGAGUGCAUCAUGGUCUUCGCUGCCAAUAAAGACGAAUACUCUGGCGCCAUCAUCUUCACCACCAUUGCUCACCACAUUGCCGGAAUAUACCCAACAUGCGUCCUGUUCGCCGCCAUGGGAGGCACAACGGACUCCUUGCUCAGUGCUCAGGUGUCGCAAGCCAUGCGCUUUGCCGACCCGCCUGCAGCACACGAAGGAGCGCGCGAAGCGGACACGACAACAUCCUUCCAGCCCGAGGAUGCCAACGUCGCACUCGACGGCGUGUCUCAGGGCUCGCACGCGGACGGUGUCCCUGGCCCGUCUGGCACCCGUAGCGACGAUUCCCGCUUUGCAUCGAGCGAGGGCAUCAUCGAAGUCGAAAGGGAGACGACCGCCAUCCCUCUCAACGUCGACGGACGCGAAAGACGGCGCAGGAGGAAAAUACGGGUUCUCCAGAAGGAGAAGGGAGGAAAAAAUUUGCCACGCUGGCGCCGGAGCGACAGCGAGGGCGAGGUCACCGAGGUGACCUGGCUAGCCACCAAGCACCGAAGUGUCCAGCUAGAGGGCGAAGCUCGCGCGAAGGGCUCUGGAAAGAAGACCAUCAGCACACGACCUGCUGGGGGAGAACAUACCGGAGUCGACUUCGAGGGGCGGUGA